This is a messenger RNA of Chondrus crispus (carragheen), 333 nucleotides long. RefSeq lists its product as hypothetical. Bases 1 to 333 code for a protein of 110 amino acids. The record is from RefSeq and is a predicted model, not a curated record. Lineage: Eukaryota; Rhodophyta; Florideophyceae; Gigartinales; Gigartinaceae. The transcript has a single exon.
AUGGCUCGCUUCUCCAGCUCUUCGAGCCUUGCGGAAUACUCUGCCUUUUUUGCAAGACUGCGCAUGGCACUCUCGCGAUUCUUGAGGAUCCUGAGGCGCUUCCUUUCCUCUGCGGAAAUUUCGGGGUUAGAAGUGCGGCGGCCACCCCGCCUCUUCUUGGUGGGAGGCUCGGUGCCCACGGCGGUAGCAUUUACAUCGUCUUGUUGUGGUUGCUGCUGUUGUUGGUUGGCAACAGAGGUCAUGGUAUGUGAAAGAGGUGCUGGCGGCAGACCAGAAGGAGAAAUGAUAAGGUGGGGGAGGCGGUGCAAAGGGGGAGGCGGAGGGGGCGACUGA